AUGGAAUCAUCGACCAUCUCGAUGAGCCACUGGCUGUGUAUGCCGCCAUCUCCACUUCGUGGCAGCAGUGCAUCGAGCGCCGCUGCUUAUUACAUUGCCCGUACUUGCGACUACGCUGCCGGACGAAAGAACUGCGAUGGCGCCCCUGCCCCCAUUGCCCCUCCCAAGGGUCUUCGUAUGGUCGUUGGAGACCCGUACCUUCGAAGAAUAAGAUAG
Molecule: messenger RNA, 216 nt
Organism: [Torrubiella] hemipterigena
Lineage: Eukaryota; Fungi; Ascomycota; Sordariomycetes; Hypocreales; Clavicipitaceae
Source: the annotation of a GenBank genome assembly